AUGAAGUUGAUUUCUCUUGCACCAUUUUUGGUCGGGCUCGCCUACGGGAAUCCCGUCGUGUUGAAAAGAGCGAAUGGGCUCCCGACCAACUGCGUCUAUGUCAACAACAUUGCCUUUGGCGCACUUCCCAGUGAUGGAGAGCCCGGCCAAUCCCCGCAAUACUCCAUGGCUCAGCUGAACAGUGCCCUGGGUGCCAAGAUCUGCGGCUACGGCUGGUACUCGCAGGUCUCCUCCAGCAACUACGACGGAUCCCAAUUGACGGCAGUCAUGAGUGACGUUGUGAGCUCCGGUGCUGUGUUUCAGCCAGCCGUAAUGCCUACUCUACCUCUGGGUGAUUUCACGGCCUCCACGGCAUCGCAGGUCGCUUCCGUUCUGGAGAAGUUCACUAGCCAAGGUGUAGAGGUCUGGCUGCGUUUCGGGCACGAGAUGAACUACUACCUGUCUGUUGGCACUUACUCGGGCACGGCGGCUCAGUUUGUCAACGCUUGGAAACUCAUGGCAGCGGCUGUGGCGGGCAACGACAAGAUCAAGAUGUGGUGGUCGCCCAACAACGUUGGAAACAACGUGGGCUCCGUUGCUCAGUACUGGCCUGGUGCGGAGUAUGUAGACUUGGUUGGCGUAGACUGUUACCCUAGCGGUUCCAUCUCAUCGAGCACCUUUGGAAGCUGCUACCAAUCCUUUUACAGCACCUAUUCUGCCGCCUACAACAUUCCAUUCGCCAUCGGGGAGACAGGCUACUGCGGCAGCAGCGGUGCUGAUGACUGGCUGUCCGCCAUCAUGAACCCCCCAAGUGGUUAUCCCAACUAUAUUGCUGCGUCCUGGUUUGAGUACUCCAAGGAAUGCGACUUUCGUAUCAUCGAGAGCGGCAACCUGGCAGAGACACAGCAGAUCCUUCUCCAUGGCGCCACCAGCUCCGGUGGCGGUGGCAGCGGUACUGGCAGCGGCUACCCUGCCGACACUUGCACUUGGGGGUAA
Messenger RNA from Trichoderma breve, 975 nucleotides. RefSeq names its product glycosyl hydrolase family 26 domain-containing protein. The transcript is spliced from 2 exons. Bases 1 to 975 code for a protein of 324 amino acids. NCBI's taxonomy places the organism in Eukaryota, Fungi, Ascomycota, Sordariomycetes, Hypocreales, Hypocreaceae. Gene Ontology annotation, biological process: substituted mannan metabolic process. Gene Ontology annotation, molecular function: mannan endo-1,4-beta-mannosidase activity. The record is from RefSeq and is a predicted model, not a curated record.